AUGCAUAAUGCAGAGUCUAAAAAUUCCUUUAUACUACUGCUGGAAAGUGAAUUGAGGAAAUGUGUGGGCGUUGUGCACGUGGAGAAAUACAUCGAAGGGAAGAACAGAAAUUGUGAAGAAGGGAAGGAUGAAAAAAUGAUGGUAAAUUUCUUGGUAAAAGAAGAG
Acaulospora colombiana is the source of this 165-nucleotide messenger RNA. NCBI's taxonomy places the organism in Eukaryota, Fungi, Glomeromycota, Glomeromycetes, Diversisporales, Acaulosporaceae. The record is from the annotation of a GenBank genome assembly.